Sphenostylis stenocarpa is the source of this 2262-nucleotide messenger RNA. The record is from the annotation of a GenBank genome assembly. NCBI's taxonomy places the organism in Eukaryota, Viridiplantae, Streptophyta, Magnoliopsida, Fabales, Fabaceae.
AUGAGCAAAGAGCUUACAGGCUUUGUCAAGGCUUGGGAAGCAGCAGUUAGAAAAUCAGCAGGUCCAAAGAAGAGGGCAAACAGCAUCUUCACACCAAUGUCUGUUGCCCAUGUUGAUGAUGAUGAUGAUGCAAGGAAUGAUGGUGAGGAUUCUGUCUGUCAGGUUGAGAAAAUUCUCCCCAAUGGUGACUUCUACACAGGACAGUGGCUGGACAAUGCUCCUCAUGGCCAGGGAAAGUAUCUGUGGACAGAUGGGUGCAUGUAUUUUGGGGAAUGGCAAAAGGGUGGCAUCACGGGGAAAGGGAGGUUCAGCUGGCCUAGUGGUGCCACCUACGAAGGUGAUUUCAAGAGUGGUUAUAUGGACGGGAAGGGCACUUACACAGGGUCUUCUGGGGACACCUAUAAGGGGUGUUGGGUGAUGGAGAUGAGACAUGGCCAGGGGACUCAGAGUUAUCCCAAUGGGGACUUCUAUGAUGGGGAGUGGAGGAAAGGGAUGCAGAAUGGGCAUGGGAGGUACCAGUGGAAGAAUGGGAACCAUUACAUUGGACAGUGGAGGAACGGUUUGUUCUAUGGGAAUGGCACCAUGAUGUGGAGCAAUGGGAAUAGGUACGAUGGUUGUUGGGAGGAUGGGAUGCCAAGGGGGAAUGGCACAUUCAGGUGGGGUGAUGGGAGUUUCUAUGUCGGGGUCUGGAGUAGGGAUUCAAAAGAGCAAAGUGGAACAUAUUACCCUUCUGGCUCUUGUGUUGGCGAAUUGGAGUGGGAUCCUCAGGAGCUGUUCUCUGUGGACUUGGUGGAGUGCAGUAUUUGUGCUUGUGAGAAGGUGACAAUUUACCCUUCACAGAAGAGUUUGAACAUUUUGGAGGGGGAAAAACUGAGUAGGAAGGGAACUGAUGUGAAUGGGAGGACAAGGUGGGCGUCAGUGGAUGCAAGGGUUAGUAAUUACAGUUCUGAAGAUGGUUCUUAUGCCUCCAAUGAGGGCUCAAGGUCUUCUCACGUAGAUAAUUCUAUUCCAAGAGUGCCACAUAUGAGGUUGAAGGCUCCAAAGAAACAAGGAGAAACUAUUUCUAAAGGCCACAAAAACUAUGAGCUCAUGCUUAAUCUGCAGCUUGGUAUCAGACAUGCUGUUGGAAGACCUGCUCCAAGUACAUCUCUUGAUUUGAAGUCUUCUGCAUUUGAUCCUAAAGAAAAAGUAUGGACUAAAUUUCCACCGGAAGGAUCCAAGCACACGCCACCUCACCCCUCAUGUGAGUUUAGAUGGAAAGACUACUGCCCGGUAGUAUUCAGGGCUCUUAGAAAAUUGUUCAAAGUAGAUCCUGCUGAUUACAUGAUAUCAUUAUGUGGAAAUGAUGCACUUCGGGAGCUCUCAUCUCCUGGAAAAAGUGGAAGCUUUUUUUAUUUGACUAAUGAUGACCGCUACAUGAUAAAGACCAUGAAGAAAUCAGAAGUUAAAGUUUUCUUGAGAAUGCUCCCUGGUUACUACAAACAUGUUCGGGCUUUUGAGAACACUCUAGUCACCAAGUUCUUUGGUCUCCACUGUGUUAAGCUAACAGGAAGUGCACAGAAGAAGGUUCGUUUUGUCAUCAUGGGAAAUCUAUUCUGCUCACAAUAUGCCAUCCAUAGGCGCUUUGACUUGAAAGGUUCGACCUUCGGUCGCACAACUGACAAACCUGAGUCAGAAAUAGAGCCUACAACAACACUUAAGGACCUUGAUUUAAAUUAUAUAUUUCGGUUGCGGAAAGCUUGGUUUCAAGAAUUUUCCAGGCAAGUGAAUAAGGACUGUGACUUUCUGGAACAGGAGAGGAUCAUGGAUUACAGUAUGUUGGUAGGUCUUCACUUUCGAGGAAUGUCUUGUAAUGACAACGUUACUCCUCCUUCUGGUUACAGUCCAGGCAAUACAACCCCAACUGGCAAUGGUGUCAUUGAUGAUGGAGCACCCCGUCUUUCUGGAGUGGAUGUGGAUCAUCUUGUAGUAGAUCCUAGUCGGUGGAUUCAGUUAGGUAUAAACAUGCCGGGACGGGCCGAAUUGACAGUUCGAAGAAGUUGUGACACUCCUCAGCUGGUUGGAGAACCAACCGGGGAGUUAUAUGAGAUCAUCAUCUUUUUCGGGAUCAUUGACAUAUUACAAGACUAUGACAUCAGCAAAAAGCUUGAGCAUGCUUACAAAUCAUUCCAAUAUGAUGCAACAACAAUAUCUGCGGUUGAUCCAAGGAUGUACUCUAGACGGUUUCGUGAUUUCAUCUUCAGAGUUUUUGUAGAGGACUAA